Messenger RNA from Hippoglossus stenolepis (Pacific halibut), 1839 nucleotides. Its product is annotated as gastrula zinc finger protein XlCGF57.1-like. The record is from RefSeq and is a predicted model, not a curated record. Gene Ontology annotation, molecular function: RNA polymerase II cis-regulatory region sequence-specific DNA binding; DNA-binding transcription factor activity, RNA polymerase II-specific. The transcript is spliced from 3 exons. Lineage: Eukaryota; Metazoa; Chordata; Actinopteri; Pleuronectiformes; Pleuronectidae. Bases 133 to 1320 code for a protein of 395 amino acids. Gene Ontology annotation, biological process: regulation of transcription by RNA polymerase II.
UAGUACUUUAGUUUCCUCCUCGUCCUCCAGUCCAGCAGGCGUCGCUGUUGGCUCUGAGCUCGGUGUCUCUGUUUUCCUGCCGCUGGCUCUCUUUGUCCGCUCCGGGACUCAAAGUGCGCAAAGACGAGGAACAUGUCCGCCGUGCAGCUGCUGCGGGUGUCGGUACGUGAGCGGAUCAGCGCUGCCGCGGAAGGCUUUCUGCUGCAGGUGGAGAAAGGAGGAGAAACGGCUCGAGUCCCGGCGCUGAGGGCGAUGCUCACCGAGCGGCUCGCGGCGGCGGCGGAGGAGAUCGUCGCGGUGAUUGAGGAAACCGUGGCGGAGUACGAACACAGAGUGGAGCGGUCCGAGCGGGAGGUCUGCCGCCAGAGGAGGCUGCUGGAUGCCGUGAUGAAGCCCGAACUCCGGCUGCACAGAGUCGUGUGUCCUGCAGACGUACAGCAGCUGAUGGUGAAUAAAGAAGAGGUUCCCCCUAAGCAGCAGCAGUUGAGCCCCAUUGUGGACCAGGAUGACCCAGAGCCCCCCCACAUUAAAGAGGAACAGGAGGAACCGUGGACCAAUCAGGAGGGAGAGCAGCUUCAACAACUUGAGCAGGCUGAUAUCAAGUUCACAUUGACUGCUGUCACUGUGAAGAGUGAAGAAGAUGAAGAGAAACCUGAGUUGUCACAGCUUCAUCAGAGUCAGACUGAGGAGAACAGAGCGGACUGUGGAGAACAAGAACCAGCCAGGAACUCCGGUCCUGAUGGACAUUUACAACAAGGUACUGAGGACAAGACUGAAGGCAGUGAAGAUGAUUGGAUGCAGACCAGGGAACCUCUGUCUGGUUUAAAUACAACAAAUAACAAACAGCCUCUAAGUGAUAUGAAAUGUAAAACUGGUAAGAAAGCAUUAGGUUGUUCUGAGUGUGAUAAAACAUUUAGACAAAAGUGCGAUCUAACUGUACAUAUGAGGACUCAUACAGGAGAGAAACCGUUUAGUUGCUCUGAGUGUGGUAAAAGAUUUAGACAAAAGUGCUAUCUAACUGGACAUAUGAUAACUCAUACAGGAGAGAGAUCGUUUAGUUGUUCCGAGUGUGGUAAAAGAUUUCUUUAUAAGGGCCAUCUAACUGCACAUAUGAGGAUUCAUACAGGAGAGAAACCAUUUAGUUGCUCUGAGUGUGGUAAAAGAUUUAGCCGAAAUGGCAAUCUAACUGUACAUAUGAGGAUUCAUACAGGAGAGAAACCGUUUAGUUGCUCCGAGUGUGGUAAAAGAUUUCUUCAAAAGUGCGAUCUAACUGUACAUAUGAGGACUCAUACAGGAGAGAAAGCAUUUAGUUGCUCCUAGUGUGGUAAAAUAUUUAGACUAAUGGGUAAUGUAACUGCAUAUGAGUAGUCAUAUAGGAGAGAAUGAAUUUACUUGCUCUGUGUGGUUAAAGAUUUAAGUUGCAUCGUUUGCAACAAAAGAUUUAUUAGGAUUUGUCAGUGUGGUGUAUUUAGCUAACAUGGAUCAUUUUGACGUGUGUAAAACAUAAUGACAUGUUUGAAGCUGGGGGCCCCUCGUUUCUGGAUUCUCAGAAUUCCUAACUAUUAUUCCAUAUGUUACUCGUUAGUUCUCUCCCUCUGAGAAUGCUCUUUGACCUGUUAGAUGGAGGGGUUUCCAUCUUUAUGUACGAAGCAUGUCUUGAAUUAAAGGCCCCUAUGUAUGAUGUCAUUUGAUCUCAAAUCUUGGGCGUACACAAUUUCCCUACAUGAAUGCUUGUCCGGCACCGGCGAGGCAGACUUCUGCAUUAGCUGAGAACGUCUCCGGGUAUACCUAGGUACCUGUCCUGACCUGUAACUUCUGUGUAAUAAACCUUUUUAUACA